CAGUCUGCUUCAGUCUGAUCAUCAACACCGCAACCAGCAGCAGCAGCAGCAGCAUGGCCUCCAACACUGCCACCAUGGGAAACCUCCCCAGCGGGAUCGGAAUAUGCACAACUAUCCCAGACAUCCUCUACGUGCCCGAGCUGAUCUUCGGCGGUCUGGUGUGGAUCCUGGUUGCGUGCACGCUGGUGGUGCCGGCGAACCCUCAGGGCUGGGUCAUGUUCGUGUCCGUCUUCUGCUUCAUCAUGACUUUCAUCUGGUUGGUGGUGUUUGCCUGCGGGGGGCAUCACAACAAGGGCGGCUGGGCUGCAGCGGACUUUGUGUACCACGGCCUCGCUGCCUUCUUCUACCUCAGUGCUUCGGUGGCUUUGGCCAAAGUGACUCUGGAGAUUAAAGACGGGAAACCCCAAAACUACCAGCUGGACAUUGCUGCAGUGGUUUUCUCCUACGUGGCGACUUUACUCUACUUCAUCCACACCAUCCUGUCCGCAAUCCGAUGGAAAUCCUUCUAGAGGUUUCCUCCCUGCAGAGCCUCACGAACUGAUUUAUAUUCUUAAAGCUUGUACAUAGAGGCGCGGCGCUCUGACACUCUGGGAGAGGAAGUGAACGCACCAUCCAUCAUCAGUCUGG
Molecule: messenger RNA, 627 nt
Organism: Scomber scombrus (Atlantic mackerel)
Lineage: Eukaryota; Metazoa; Chordata; Actinopteri; Scombriformes; Scombridae
Product: myelin and lymphocyte protein-like
Exons: 4
Coding region: 54-509 (151 amino acids)
Biological process (GO): myelination
Cellular component (GO): membrane
Molecular function (GO): structural constituent of myelin sheath
Source: RefSeq, a predicted model, not a curated record